CGCCGCCCUCCGGGUCCAGCGCGGGGCUUAGGGACCGCUGGAGCGCGGGCCUUGGCGCGCCCCCGGGAUCCGCGCAGAAAGACGCGGCCCCACUCCCACCCGACCCCCUGCGCCCUCCCGCCGCGCUGGAGCGCCAACUUCCCCAAGAACGCUCCAACUCCGGGCCACCCUGCCGGGCAGAGGGGGCGCUGCUGCGGGGCUCGAGCCGUGAGGACGCGCCCCUGGCCCCUGGGAACAAGCCGGCAUCUUCGGGGUCGCUCGGGCGCCCCUGAGCGGGUGGCAGCGGCCGCAGACGUCUCUCCUCGGAGUCCAGGACCUGCCAGCGCUGGCGAUUCCUCCAGGGCAGGCGCUUGCCCUCUCUUUUAUGGAGCUUGGUUCUCUGCCCCAGCCCCGUGGAGGCUGUGGGCGUGUCCAGUCCAGACCCCUGGUUUCCAGCCCCGUGGCCCAUCCCUGGCUGCGGGGAGUGGAAGCUCCCAGGAGGUAGCGGUGGCCUGCAGCGGCCCCGUCCCGGCAGCGAGCCAUGGGCCAGAAGCUCUCGGGGAGCCUCAAGUCGGUGGAGGUGCGGGAGCCGGCUUUGCGGCCGGCCAAGCGCGAGCUGCGGGGAGAGGAGCCGGGGCGGCCGGCGCGACUGGAUCAGCUGCUGGACAUGCCGGCGGUGGGGCUGGCGGUGCAGCUGAGGCACGCGUGGAACCCUGAGGACCGCUCGCUCAACGUCUUCGUCAAGGAUGACGACCGGCUCACCUUCCACCGGCACCCGGUGGCGCAGAGCACGGAUGGCAUCCGCGGGAAAGUGGGCCACGCGCGUGGCCUGCACGCCUGGCAGAUCCACUGGCCUGCGCGGCAGCGGGGCACGCACGCGGUGGUGGGCGUGGCCACGGCGCGGGCCCCCCUGCACUCGGUGGGCUAUACCGCGCUGGUGGGCAGCGACGCCGAGUCCUGGGGCUGGGACCUGGGCCGCAGCCGCCUCUACCACGACGGCAAGAACCGGCCCGGCGUGGCCUACCCCGCGUUCCUGGGGCCUGAGGAGGCCUUUGCGCUGCCCGACUCACUGCUCGUGGUGCUGGACAUGGACGAGGGCACACUCAGCUUCGUCGUGGACGGCCAGUACCUGGGCGUGGCCUUCCGUGGCCUCAAGGGCAAGAAGCUCUACCCGGUGGUGAGUGCCGUGUGGGGCCAUUGCGAAGUCACCAUGCGCUACAUCAAUGGCCUUGACCCCGAGCCCCUGCCGCUGAUGGACCUGUGCCGGAGAUGCAUCCGCCUGGCCCUGGGCCGCCAGCGCCUACAGGACAUCAGCUCCCUGCCCCUGCCCCAGUCUCUCAAGAACUAUCUGCAGUACCAGUGAGCGGGGGCAGCGGGGGCACCCAGAGCCUGGGCCUGUCCCUUCUCGGUCACACAAUACGUCAGGAAGGAGUCUCCCUCCCCACCCCGGUUUGCCGGAACAUUCAGUUCUUUGAAAGGCCGGGACGUCUUCCCCAGUUUGGAAACACAAUGUCUGUUGCCAAAAGGAUUUGCUGCCUUGGAAGCCACCCUCCCAAGUCAGAAACCUCUUUGGAAGCCAGGAAGAGCCUGGAGCCUGCGCCGGGUUGGAGAUCCUGCCCCGCUGAGCAGGACACAGCGGCCACCGAUAUUGAUCCACAAGCCUGUUUCCUUAUUCAAGAGAAUGAAUAAAACAUUUGGGCAGGAGACUCUGUGUUGUGGCCCCGCUGCAGACAGGGCCAGGGGGAAAUUGGCCCGCUCUGGGGAGAACUUUGCCUCUGAAUAAUGAAUGGUGAAAGCAGCUUGACGCGUGCCCUUUGUGCCCCCCGCACCCCUCCCAGAGCAGCAGGAUUGUCAGGACACUUUAGGACUCUCUGCCCCUUUGAAAGACUUGUGACCCAGGGAUGCCCAGCUGUGGAAUUGGCGAGUGGACAAAACGGUGUUGAGACUCGUCCCAGCUUACCUCUCUGAAUGUUGUUUACCUCCCCUCUCAUGAGCUCCCCAUCCUGACCCCCCAGUCUUUGGAUUCUCCGGGCACCUCUCUUCAGGGAAGCUGAGUCUGACAAAUUCACCCCAGGGAAUGAGUGUCUCCUUUAUUAUUGUUGUUAUUUUAAGUAGUGAUGCAUUUUAAAAGAGGAGUGUGGUGAGGGCAGUACUUAGUCCACAGGUGCUAAUGGGGGGCUUGGGGGCCUUGUGACACCCGAGGGGGUGAUGUCCUUGGCUGGGGAGCCUUCCGGGGGGCUGAGGGUCUCCAGGCAACUGUCCAUUCAGGAUGCAGCCUGGCUGCCACAAAGCUUUAUUUGAGCGAAUUAUUUUUUCACUUGAGGAGACUCAUGCGAGUUUGCUUCUGUUUCACGCGUGUGUGUGUGUGUCUGUGUGUGUGUGUGCGCGCGCAUGCAUGUGUGACGUGCUGUGUAUUUAUCAGCUUGGGGCCACGGGGCAGCCUUGUAAGUGGAAGGGUGGACAUGGGGCACCUUCUCCACCGGCCUGGCCUGUCCUCCCUGGGGACCCAUGCUGCUGCCGCCACCGCCGCCACCACACGGCAUCUCUUGUGUUUCCAACACUCCCUGCCCAGACCGAUUUUUAACUGGAAAUUGUCACAACAGUGGGACACCAGAGCCCCAGACGGCACUGCCUCCUGCCACCUUAAUGUGAAUUGACUGAUGAAUGAAGAGCGUUUCUAAUAAAGUCUG
Molecule: messenger RNA, 2669 nt
Organism: Dama dama (fallow deer)
Lineage: Eukaryota; Metazoa; Chordata; Mammalia; Artiodactyla; Cervidae
Gene: SPSB4
Product: splA/ryanodine receptor domain and SOCS box containing 4
Exons: 3
Coding region: 521-1342 (273 amino acids)
Biological process (GO): proteasome-mediated ubiquitin-dependent protein catabolic process; intracellular signal transduction
Cellular component (GO): SCF ubiquitin ligase complex
Molecular function (GO): protein binding
Source: RefSeq, a predicted model, not a curated record